Oncorhynchus gorbuscha (pink salmon) is the source of this 6292-nucleotide messenger RNA. RefSeq names its product pumilio RNA-binding family member 2 (gene pum2). Gene Ontology annotation, molecular function: mRNA 3'-UTR binding. Lineage: Eukaryota; Metazoa; Chordata; Actinopteri; Salmoniformes; Salmonidae. The record is from RefSeq and is a predicted model, not a curated record. Gene Ontology annotation, biological process: miRNA processing; regulation of mRNA stability. The coding region runs from base 218 to 3865 and encodes 1215 amino acids. The transcript has 23 exons. Gene Ontology annotation, cellular component: cytoplasm; cytosol.
GGCCAUGUUGUUAGUGUAGCUAGUUACCCAGCAAUGGUGUUUUGUUAAUACAGCUCACCAGGCGGCAUUUGUAUGUUUCACUCGGUUAACAAGGUUUGCUUACUGUUCAACGGCGUGUGCACGACGAAGAGUUAUGCCUUCAUUGUAUGCACGUAUUAAACUACACUAGUAAUUUUACAGCGCUGAUUUUAUCAAACUGAAAAGGCUUCCCCGUGGAAUGAGCAUUCCAUGCAGCAUUCUAAGUAUGAAUGACGUGGCCUGGCAGGAGACACUGGGUGGGAUGCUGCACACAAACGGUGCCCCUGAAGCUGGGGGCGUCAGAGUUCAUGGAGGGGGUUCCCUGGCAGUUGUAGGGGGAGCAGGGCAGGGUCCCGGGGGGCCACACCCUCUGCAGGGCAUGGAUAGGGGCCCCAACCCCACCCCAGGCACCCCACAGCCUCCACUGAGUGGGCGCUCUCAGGACGAUGCCACAGUUGGCUACUUCUUCCAGAGGCAACCUGGUGAGCAGUUGGGAGGUUGCACCCCUAGCAAGCACCGUUGGCCUACAGGAGAUGGCAACCACAUUGACCAGGUUCGCACUGUGGAUGAGAUGAACUAUGGUUUUCAAGCCCUUGCUUUGGAGUCCAGAGGCAUGGGUGAGAUGCUGCCAGCAAAGAAACUGUGGGAUUCGGAUGAAUUGGCCAAGGAUGGAAGGAAAGGGAUGCUCCUUGGAGAGGAGUGGAGGGUGAAUGCCUGGGGAUCUUCUCAUCACUCAGUGUCCCAGCCUAUCAUGGUGCAGCGGCGACCCGGACAUGGUUUCCAUGGGAACGGAGAUGCUAGCUCUGUGCUGUCCCCUCGCUCUGAGGGAGGAGGCUUGGGAGUGAGCAUGGUGGAGUACGUCCUGAGCUCCUCCCCCGGUGACAAGAUGGAUGGCCGCUACAGGAACGGUGGCUAUGGUGGAGUGGACGUUGACACGGACAGGAGGGAGAAGGGCGACGCGCAAGACAAGACGUCUCCGUUCGAAGAGGACAAGAGCCCUGAAAUGAAAGUGGGAGAGGAGAAUGAUGCCAAUGGGAGAGGCCUGCUCAACGGCAUGGACAGAGACUGCAAAGACUUCAACCCCACCCCAGGAAGUCGCCAGGCCUCCCCGAUUGAGGCGGUGGAGAGGAUGGGUCCCAGCCAGGCUGGGCUGGAGAUAAUGACUCAGCACCACGCACAGCACCAUGCCAUGCAGCCCCAGAAUACAACCCAGAACAAGCCCCAGCAGCAGGAGGACUUCCAGAGCCAAGAGACUCAGAACAUGGGCAGCAUGGAUCAGCAGCAGGGUGUGGAGUCCCUCCAGUUCGACUACGCUGGCAACCAGAUCCAGGUGGACUCCACAGGCACCCCCGUCGGCCUGUUUGACUACAACUCCCAGCAGCAGUUGUUCCAGCGGUCCAACCAUCUGACUGUCCAGCAGCUCACUGCUGCCCAGCAGCAACAGUAUGCCCUGGCUGCUGCCCAGCAACAACACCUUGCCGGCCUUGCUCCCGCGUUCGUGCCUAACCCAUACAUCAUCAACGCUGGACCCCCCGGAGCCGACCCCUACACUGCUGCAGGACUUGCCGCAGCAGCUACACUUGCCGGGCCUACAGUGGUUCCCCCCCAGUACUAUGGUGUUCCUUGGGGCGUGUACCCUGCCAACCUCUUCCAGCAACAGGCGGCGGCUGCGGCUGCCAGUCACAACGCUAACCAGCAGGCAUCCAAUCAGGGACCAGGGCCGGGACAGCAACAGGCGAUGCGUGCUGGGAACAACCAACGCCCCCUCACCCCUGGUCAGGGCCAGCAAAGCCAGCAGGACUCCCUGGCAGCAGCCGUCGCCAACCCGGCCCUUGCUUAUGCUGGUAUGCCAGUGUGUCUGUCUCCUGCCCACCCAGGUUACCAGAUGCUGGCCCCCGCCGCCUACUACGAUCAGAAUGGAACCCUGGUGAUGGCCUCCGGAGCCCGUGGCGGUCUGGGAGGGCCUGUCCGCCUGGUUCAAACCCCGCUUCUCAUCAACCCACAGGCCGCAGCGCAGGCUGCCGCUGCGGCGUCAGCGUCCGGCUCGGGCAACAACAUGUCGGGCCCUCAGCCCAACGGCCUGUACCGCUCCAUGCCGCAACAGCAGCCCCCGCCCCAGAACCAGGGUCUGCCCUCCAGCUCCUUCUAUGGCACUGCGUCGGUGCCGGCCAGCUCCCAGAGCAGCUCCCUGUUCUCCCACACAUCCCAGGCCCCGCCGCCCACCUCCUCCCUGGGCUUUAGUGGCACCGGCGGCUCCCUGGGCGUGGGCCUGGGCUCGGCGCUCGGAGGCUUCGGAUCAUCAGUGUCGAGCUCUACCAGCAGCAGCGUCUCUCGCCGGGACUCCCUACUGGCAAGCUCUGACCUGUACAAGCGUGGCGGCAGCAGCCUCACCCCCAUUGGCCAGCCCUUCUACAACAGCCUAGGCUAUUCCUCCUCGCCCAGUCCCAUUGGCCUAACUCCGGGCCACUCCCCACUCACACCCCCACCCUCUCUGCCAUCCUCUCACGGAUCCUCCUCCAGCCUUCACCUGGGCGGCCUGACGAACGGCAGUGGGCGCUACAUCUCGGCAGCGCCGGGUGCGGAGGCAAAGUAUCGCAGCGCAGGAGCCACCUCCAGCCUGUUCAGCUCCAGCAGCCAGCUGUUCCCGCCAUCGCGGCCCCGCUACAGCCGCUCGGACGUCAUGCCCAGCGGGCGAAGCCGCCUGCUGGAGGAUUUCCGCAACAACCGCUUCCCCAACCUGCAGCUGCGUGACUUGCCCGGCCACAUGGUGGAGUUCUCCCAGGACCAGCACGGCUCCAGGUUCAUCCAGCAGAAGCUGGAGAGGGCCACCCCUGCCGAGAGGCAGAUGGUGUUUGGGGAGAUCCUGCAGGCGGCCUAUCAGCUGAUGACCGACGUGUUUGGCAACUACGUCAUCCAGAAGUUCUUUGAGUUUGGCAGUUCAGAUCAGAAGCUGGCUCUUGCCACCCGAAUCCGCGGCCACGUGCUGCCCCUGGCCUUGCAGAUGUAUGGCUGCCGAGUGAUCCAGAAGGCCCUGGAGUCCAUAUCCUCCGACCAGCAGGUAAUUAGUGACAUAGUGCGGGAGCUAGACGGCCACGUGCUAAAGUGUGUAAAGGAUCAGAACGGAAACCAUGUGGUGCAGAAGUGUAUCGAGUGUGUCCAGCCCCAGGCCCUGCAGUUCAUCAUUGAUGCCUUCCAGGGCCAGGUGUUUGUGCUGUCCACCCACCCUUACGGCUGCAGGGUGAUCCAGAGGAUCCUGGAGCACUGCACCCAGGAGCAGACCCUGCCCAUCCUGGAGGAGCUGCACCAGCACUCUGAGCAGCUUGGCCAGAAAUAUCAAGGCGUUUCAUUGGAGAUGACACCCAAAACAUAUUAUACAGUGUCCAGCGAUGCACUGUUCAAGGAUCAGUACGGCAACUACGUCAUCCAGCACGUCCUGGAGCACGGCAGACCCGAAGACAAGAGCAAGAUCGUGGCAGAGGUCCGCGGGAAGGUGCUCCUCCUGAGCCAGCACAAAUUUGCGAGUAACGUGGUGGAGAAGUGUGUGAUCCACUCAUCCCGUGCCGAGCGGGCCCUGCUGAUUGACGAGGUGUGCUGCCAGAAGGACGGCCCCCACAGCGCCCUCUACACAAUGAUGAAGGAUCAGUACGCCAACUACGUGGUGCAGAGGAUGAUCGACAUGGCCGAGCCCGCCCAGCGCAAAAUCAUCAUGCACAAGAUCCGACCCCACAUCGCCACCCUGCGCAAAUAUACCUACGGCAAGCACAUCCUGGCCAAGCUGGAGAAGUACUACAUGAAAAGUGGCUCUGACCUGGGGCCCAUUGGCGCGCCCACCAACGGCCUCAUGUAGACCUAUCCUCCCUCUCGUGUUCCUUGAUUAAAGAGCAGAGUAGGAGCCCCCCACCCCCUUUUUUCUAGUUCUAUAAAGAGGCGCUCCAUCAGAGCUGACCUUUGACAUACCCUUUGUCCACCAUUUUGGGGGAAUUACCCAUAAAAAAUUAUUCAACUUCACCUAUGAAAUGCUGUGACAUCUGGGGGCAGGCAGACAGACUGACUGACUGUCUUGCAGGCAAUCUCUUGCGGGUGAAGCACAACCCGCCCCCAUUGUUUAUGAUGUAAUAGAUAUAACUGGCUGGUUUUUGGUAUAUAAUCUUGUACAUUUUUGUUUUUUUUUUACUUUGUAAAUCCCUCUGUAGUGGGAAAAAAGGGAGAACCGCAUUUGCUGAAAAUGUACAAUUCUUUCAAUUACACCAGCAAGUGACUUUAUAAGGCCAAAUUUGAGUGAUCCUUUUAAACAAUUUUCCAUUUGUUUUUGUACCCAGACUUACUAUCAGCUGUUCUAAUUAAAAGCCAUGUGUUUAAAUAUAAUAUACAAAAUUAUCUUUCUACUACCACACAAUGAUCCCAAUGCAAAAGCAGCUGAUGGAUCCAUUUCUACUUAUAGCACUGCAUAGUGUGGGUAGAUUAUGAAACCCAUCUUUCCCACCGGUUACUAUGUCUUUCGUGCCAAUGAGUUAGUCACCCAUUGGUCUGUUUUGGACCAACUAAAGUACUUUGCUUUGGAGAGCUCUGUACUGACAUUUUUGGGGGGGUGUCAUCCAGUUGGCUGCUCGUGAUUGUCUCGAUUUUGUUGCCUCUGUUUUUUCGCAGACCGGGGUGUAACGCCUACUCUGUCUCGCGCUGUUUGUGAACAGCUUGCAGUUGGCUUGAUUUGAUUAGUCGGCUCCAGGUGAUGACUGGCAUUGUUACUAAACGGUGUACUUUGAGAAAUUAAAACAUGCGCUGUUGUAUCCAUAGGCAGUGAUUCCACUAUACUCCACCUAUACUGUCUUAAGCAACAACAACAACAAAAAUGUUUUGCCGCCCACUCAAUGGCUACUUGGGGGCUACACCGGACACUGCUACAUAAGAUGUUUAUUCUUUUUCAGAAGCAAAGCAUGAGGUCGGGUUGUAUAGUGAAAGUUUAACCUGGUUGUAAUAUUUACAUGAAAUGACCGUAGUGGGGCUUUUGGGGAUGGGAGCAGGUUAAGCAUAGGCAUGCUGUGACAGGUUUUUAUAACUUGGAAUAAUUUUUCUUUAUCAUGUUAUGUGGGACAUCUUAUUGGUCUUGUAGUUUGAGAUGAACACUGCCCUAGAAAAGGUAUCUUUAUGUACUGAAUAUUCAUCUCUUGCAUAGAAGUAGCUUAGCAAAAAUGUAUAGCAUCUUUGUGUAUGAGUAAAUAUUAAAUUGUUGCUUUUUUGGGUAGGGGGCUUUGGCCUAAUGAGGGCACCCUCACCACCUGCAGUUCAGAGCAGUAGGAAGACUUUAUUAUUAUUUUUAAGUGGCUCAUUCCAUGUGUGUGAAGCGGAGAAUAGAUUUGGGGAUGAGCUGAGAAAGGAUCCUUGUUUAUAGGAUUGUGAGACCGUCAUAGAGGUGGUUUUAUUUUUGUUCAUUUUUUUUUUGCAGUCUGAAUAUGCAAGUAAUUUGGGUAGUCUAAAAAGCUAUACAACUCAUCUGUAAUACUAGUAGUAUUGGCUUUUGUUUUUUGCUUCAUAUGAAUAAUUGUAGAAUACAUGUAGUAUAUGUGCAGUUAAGUGUAAGUUUAUUAGUUGACAAAAAAAAUUAUAGUUGUGAUGUUUGACAGGCCUUGCUAAAUUGGUAGUGAUGCUUUUAUUUCGUCUGUACAGUUGUACAUUUGUAAACGUUGAUGCUGUAAAUGGGAUGUCUUUUACACUUUGGGGGGGGGGGGAUUGCAAAAAUGUGCAUUUUGAUGUGUGUAAAUUCAUCACUCCUUUCCCCUAAAAUAUAAUGUAUACAGUUUUAUUUGAUCAAUCGUUAUUUUAAAACUAUUUUUAUGGCUUCACAAUCUGACUUGGUUUUUGUUUUUAAUCUGUUAUGAAAAAGGUUGGCCUUGUUUUGUAUGCGGAGCUGUAUAACAUCUCCUGUUGAUAUUGUCUUUCUGACAUGUGACAGUUUAAAGGAACAACAAUGCUCUGUACUUAAAAUGAGGCUGCUUCUGGUCCUCUCUGCUACCAUGGAAAACUUCACAGGAUAUGACAGAAUUAUUUUUGUACAGAAGAGGGCUGUAUUUUGGAACAGCUACUACCUUGUAAGUGAAAGAAAUGUAAGAUAUUGUCAAUUAUAUAAAUAUGAACAUAUGAGUUUUGUCACACUGUCAAAGUCAUGUACAUUUUCAGGUGGCCUUAUGUACAUUUCCAGAUGUUAGAUGAAGAAAAAAACUCAUUUUUGGGGGGGGAAGCAGAAUUGUGACUAUGAUUAAACCGUUCUAACAUUUGA